Eucalyptus grandis is the source of this 2729-nucleotide messenger RNA. RefSeq lists its product as uncharacterized. NCBI's taxonomy places the organism in Eukaryota, Viridiplantae, Streptophyta, Magnoliopsida, Myrtales, Myrtaceae. The coding region runs from base 1 to 2343 and encodes 780 amino acids. The transcript is spliced from 4 exons. The record is from RefSeq and is a predicted model, not a curated record.
AUGAUGCGUCGUGGGAAUUUGCAUAGGAUUCGUGCUGAAUUGCUGACGUGUCGACUUGUCAGGCGCCACGUGGUCGCCUCCUCGGAUGCCCUUUUUUCUCCAUCGUCAAAGAGAGGGAGAAAAAUACAACACGAGACCUGUCGGAGAAGCUCCCGCAUUUGGGAGAAAUGUCAAGAGGAGCGCACGCGGAGCUGGAAAGGGAGCCGCGUUCGAAGCUCUAAAUGGGCGGACCCAGCAGCCUCCCGCAAUGAAGAUCACCGGGAGAUCCCUAAUCCGGCCGAACGCCCCCGCCGCCGCCUCCCCCCGGGCGCCGAACCGCCCCCGCACCCAGAUCUGCCGCCCCAGGCGGCCAGGACCCCUCGCCGCACCCCCCGCCGGAAGGCCCGCCUGAGGAAGGCCGGGCCCCCCGCCGGCAAGCGGAGCAGCCGCCCCGAGACGCCUCUCCUCAAGUGGAACACGACCGAGGACAAGGUGCGGAACGUCCUCCCCGUCGACGGCGGCGACGACGAGGACAGCAGGUCGCUGCGCCAGGCCCGCCGGAGGAGCCGGCGGAGGGAUGCCCCGGUGUCGUCGAGGAAGCUCGCCGCCGUGCUCUGGCGGCUGCAGCUGACGGAGGCCGAGGGCGGGGGCCGCGGCGGCGUUCGAGACGAGGUCGGGUUUCAGUCUGGUGCUGGACACAUAGGAUCUCCUUUUGUAUUGAAUAGAACAGGGAAGGUGUGCAACUCAGAUGCAAGGGAUCUUGAUAGUCCUCGUUCGGUAUCUGGCACAAGGAAUGGCUUUUCGCAUAAGCUUGAGCCUUCUUUUCAAUUUGCAAGUUCUGCGAUGGAGGGUGUAACUAAGUGGGACCCAGUCUCUUUUAGAGUACCUGAUGAUGUACGUCAGAUUCACAGCCAUGUGAAACUUGUUAAUCAACAAGUGAGUGCCGUAUCAACCAUUUCUUCACUUGAAGCUGAACUUGAACGAGCUCGGGCACGCACUCUAGAGCUGGAAACUGAGCGUCGUUCCUCGAAGAAAAAGCUGGAGCACUUUCUAAAGAAAGUCAGUGAGGAGAAGGCAGCAUGGCGGAGAAGGGAGCAUGAGAAGAUUCGUGCCUUUGUUGAUGAUAUUAAAUUGGAUCUGAAUCGAGAAAGGAAAAAUCGCCAGCGCAUGGAAAUUGUCAAUUCCAAAUUGGUUGACGAACUUGCUGAGGCCAAGCUAUCAGUAAAGCGAUUAAUGCAGGAUUAUGAAAAAGAAAGAAAGACCAGAGAACUAAUCGAAGAAGUAUGUGACGAGCUGGCAAAGGAGAUUGGGGAAGACAAAGCUGAAAUGGAGGCAUUGAAGAAGGAAUAUAUGAAACUACGGGAAGACGUAGAAGAGGAAAGAAAGAUGUUGCAGAUGGCAGAGGUCUGGCGUGAAGAACGAGUUCAGAUGAAACUUGUGGAUGCAAAGGUGGCACUUGAGCGGAAAUAUUCUCAGAUGAACAGUUUAGUAGCUGAUCUGGAGAAUUUCUUAAAAUCAAGAAACCAUACCCCAGAUGUGAAGGACAUAAGAGAAGCAGAGUUACUUCGGCAGGCAGCUGCUUCCAUGAAUAUACAGGACAUGAAAGAAUUCUCUUACGAGCCUCCCAAUUCUGAUGAUUUAUUUGCCGUUCUUGAAGAAGUUAAUAAUUUUGGCGAAAACAAUGAGAGGGAGAUUGAACAAUGCACAGCUUACAGUCCUGCAAGUCCUGCCUCAAAAAUGCACACAGUGAGCCCCGAAAUAAACACAUUGGAAAAGGACAACAUCAACAGAUAUCCCUCAUCUUUCCCUGGUCAUGAUGGUGAGAUUGAAGAUGAUGAGAGCGGAUGGGAAACUGUGAGCAACCUUGAAGACCAGGGAUCAAGCUAUUCCCCAGAUGGGAGUGCCCCAUCCGUGAACAAUAUCCAGCAAAAUGGGGAUAUCUUAGCUAGCGGCGGUGAAACCCCAGUAACUGAAAUCAGUGAAGUGUGCUCAAUUCCUCCUACGAGGCAACAGAAGAAAGUUUCAUCAAUAGCAAGGCUCUGGAAAUCAUGUCCAAAUAACGGGGAGAACUACAAGAUAGUCUCGGUGGAGGGCACGAAUGGGAGGAUGUCCAAUGGGAUGAUAUCCAAUGGGGCCGUCAUGUCUCCUGAUCAUGGGUCCGGUAAGGGCGGGUUUAGCCCAUCUGAUAAUGUUAGCCAAUGGAGUUCCCCUGAUACAGGGAAUCCCCACAUAACUCGAGGCAUGAAAGGCUGCAUUGAAUGGCCUCGCGGCGCGCAGAAGACCAGUCUGAAGGCGAAGCUUCUUGAAGCAAGGAUGGAAAGUCAAAAGAUCCAGUUACGGCAUGUAUUGAAACAGAAAAUGUAGCCGUGAAUUCUCAUGCAGCCAAGCAAGGCGGUCCUCUUCACGUCGAUAAGCUGGAGUCCGGUCAAGUACACAUUCCUGGAUGUGCGAAGAGCAUAGGGGCCUUCACCAGUGCUCCUGCGCCCCACCUCGUUUCAUGAAUGAUUAUUAAUAAUAGUUCAAUUUUUUCUAGUUAGGAUUAGGAAUUAUGAUCUUCGUCUUGAUAUUGCUCGAGAUUCUUGGUUCGACAUCGGCAAUGUAUAUCUGGAAUUGGAACUGGGACAGAAGCAAAUCUUGUAAUGUCUAGUAAUUACAGCCGGCUAGUUUCCAGAAUGCUAUAUAUUGGACCGCGAUAUCGGGUUUUGUUGUAAACUAUGUGAUCAUAAUCAUCAUGUCUGCAGAUUUUUGCA